Molecule: messenger RNA, 2085 nt
Organism: Selaginella moellendorffii
Lineage: Eukaryota; Viridiplantae; Streptophyta; Lycopodiopsida; Selaginellales; Selaginellaceae
Product: folylpolyglutamate synthase
Exons: 15
Coding region: 94-1521 (475 amino acids)
Biological process (GO): tetrahydrofolylpolyglutamate biosynthetic process
Cellular component (GO): mitochondrion; cytoplasm; cytosol
Molecular function (GO): ATP binding; tetrahydrofolylpolyglutamate synthase activity
Source: RefSeq, a predicted model, not a curated record
CAACAUCCCAUGACAGGCGAAGUGGUGGAAGUGAUUGCCCCGCAUCCAUCCUGGGCGGCCUCCAAGAACCCUAAAGUUUGAGUUUUGGAUAGAAUGGAGCUCCGUAGCAGCAGUCCUGAGGCUUCCAGGGAGGCGCUUACGUCGCUCAUCACCAGGCGCUAUAGGAUUGCCGGCCCCAAUGAGACGGUGCAACUCAUGGGCGAUUACCUUAAGAUCCUUCAGCUGGAGGAGCCUCUGAAGAAACUCAGUGUCAUUCACGUCGCAGGAACCAAAGGAAAGGGAUCGACUUGUGCUUUCUCCGAGAGCAUUUUAAGAGCCUGUGGAUACAAGACUGGCCUUUUUACGUCGCCACACCUCGUGGACGUUCGUGAAAGAUUUCGAUUCAAUGGAACUGAAGUGUCGGAAACUCUGUUCCAAGAAUAUUUCUGGUGGUGCUGGGAUCGUCUACAGGAAGGAUGCAAAUCCAACUUGCCUAUGCCCUCGUACUUUCGGUUUCUCACAUUGCUGGCUUUCAAGAUGUUCACUUCAGAAAAGAUUGAUGUCGCUAUUCUGGAAGUUGGUCUCGGUGGUAAAUAUGAUCCAACAAAUGUGAUAGAAACACCGGAUGUCUGUGGUAUAACCUCCUUGGGAUUUGAUCACAUGGAAAUACUCGGACACACGCUCCCCGAAAUUGCUGGGGAAAAAGCGGGAAUCCUCAAGCCACGGGUUUCUGCUUAUACUUCGCCUCAACGCGAGGAUGCCAUGGCCGUCCUCCAAGCACGAGCAGCUGAUCUAUCGAUUCCACUCCAAGUCGUCCAUCCUCUAGCAGACACUGGAAACUUGGAACUUGGGCUCAAGGGCGAUCACCAGCUUGUAAAUGCGGCUUUGGCAGUGUCACUGUGCAAGCACUGGAUCAAGAAAAGGGGGAGCGACGAGGCUAUGGGAAAUGAUGAUCUCCCUGACGCGUUCAAGACCGGCCUAGCAAGCGCGCAACUGUUAGGCCGUGCUCAGAUUGAACGCGAUCUCGAAAACUUGAUGCUAUACUUGGAUGGUGCGCACAGUCCAGAGAGCAUGGAAGUGUGCGGCAACUGGUUCUCAAAGGCUGUAAAGAGUUCUUGCCAAAAAAAUCCAAAGCAGAUCAUGGUGUUCAACUGCAUGCCGGAGAGAGACCCGGCGAUCCUCUUCCCGUCCCUUUUGAACGCGUGUCGCGGCCAAGGUGUUCGUAUUGACAAGGCGGUGUUUGUGUCCAACAGUCACGGAACCCCGACAUCGGACUUGAAAUGGCAGCGAUAUCUUCAGAAAUGCUGGGACAGUCUUCAAUCACCAGCAGCGGGUAGAGAUGAGUUUUGCAAUCCGGUCGCUACUCAAGAAGAAGGAGAAGCAGUGAGUACGACGGAGUAUAGCAUGGUGAUCCCGUCUCCUGGUGUGGCUUUAAACUUCCUACGGCGACUAGCGCGAAGCUGUCCUUCAUUCUCCGUAAACGUUUUGGUAACUGGUUCGCUUCAUCUGGUUGGAGAUGUCUUGAACCUUUUGAAGCGGUAGAAUUACCAUUCUCUUGGUAAAGAGUUAUACUAUUUGGAGGGAAAUGGAUCAUUGCUGUUCUUCAAGUCACUGACAAGCUUGUCAACCAGCACUCUGGUGACACGAUCCAUCAGAUAAAUAUGCGAGUAGUGACGAGACUCCAUUUCCCCGGUGCUGGGAUUCACUACCCCGCUGACAACCUGGUUGCACAGCGAAAACCUGGUCACGAUCUCGUCACUGGGGCCUCACCGCCAACGCCAGAGGGCUUCGAGCAACAUACAAAUCCAUGCCAAGCAUUGCCUUCGCAAAAGAGUAGUGCGUGUCUUGCGAGUAGAAUGCGCUUUUUGUAGAAACAGAGGAGAUUGGCUCAAAGGCUUGAUGGAACUCUGGCGAUAGAUGGGACGUUUGUUAUUGUCAUUGUUGGAGACUAGGAACUUCCCAGCGAGGUAGUCUCGGGCAUUCCACAUAGCGGUGAUGUUUCCUUCAGUGGAACCCAUGGCGAGACAAAACCCCCAGUAAGAGAUGCUUGGUGUGGCCACCUCGCAUCGAGCAUAAUAAUCUAGAACAGCACGCAUAUAUUGUGUU